Messenger RNA from Folsomia candida, 1544 nucleotides. Its product is annotated as nucleolar transcription factor 1. NCBI's taxonomy places the organism in Eukaryota, Metazoa, Arthropoda, Collembola, Entomobryomorpha, Isotomidae. The record is from RefSeq and is a predicted model, not a curated record. Bases 33 to 1544 code for a protein of 503 amino acids. The transcript has 8 exons.
UGGACGACUUUUGACCGGAAAAGUCAUUCAGAAUGCCUCCCAAGCUGAAGACGAAGGGGAAGUCCAAAGGGGGGAAGCGGAAGAAGGAUAAAGGGAAGAAAAAGAAGAAGGAAAAACCCGUCUUCGAGCCGCCCCCACUCCACCAACUCACUGAACUUUACAACAAACUCCGCGAAAAAUUGUUUGACCUGAAGCAGACGCAGGGACGCGCACGCAAAAAGCGGCUCGAAGGAUGGUACAUGACGCGAGAAAUGCUCGCCAUGAAGCACGACAACGACGUCUAUCACGACUACCUCAAGGAAAAGAUGGGCGAGAUCCAACGUCUCAUGGAAGAAAUCACCCUACAAUUAGAAUUGGAGCGGGCGGAGGUGGACCGUCUCAUCCGAGAACGUAUGAGCGACUACGACAAACGCCUCGCCGAGUAUAAGCACCGCAUGCAAAAGGGAGAAGUCGAGUUGAACGAGUUGAGAAUCAAGCUCUUGGAAUAUGAGCACUUAAUUAAGAAGUUGGCCGGACUUCUCGCUCAUCUCAAAGAACUGCAAGACAUGAUUCCUGCCGCCGAGUUGGAUGCCAACGUUAAAACGCGCCACUUGAAGAACCAAUAUUUGAACGAGCGAGCCAAAUUGCACAACCAUUUGGAGAGCGAGUUGUUCAACUUGAUCACGACGUGUCGAUCUCACCUGAUGCCCAUGUUCUCGGACCACAUGAACUUGAUGGAGUUGGAUAAUCGGUGCAAUCGGUGGGACCUCGGCCGACUCGAUAUUGCAAACGCCAGACUCAGUGAGAGGAAGGAAAUAUUGUUGCAGAAAAGAAAUCGACUCAACAUGAAGAAAGGAUAUCUCAGCAUCGAGUGGGCAUUCAGUAAAUUGGCUCAGUGCGAGACUCGUAAGAAGGAGGAGUUGGAGAAACUCCGCCACCCGGAAGUGCCCGUCGUCCCCGUCGAGUGCGAACUAUCCAUCGCGUUCAAGGCCUACCUCAACAAACGCCUCGUCGAAGAACGGAUCAAGCAGAGGAAGGAAGCCGCCCUUAAAAAGAAGAGGGAAGAGCGGAGGAGAAAGUUGGCCUUGCAGGAGGAAAAAGCAAGGAAGGCGGCCGCAGAACAAGGCAUCCAACUUGACGAGCAAGACUUUUUAGACGACUGGGACCUGGAUGACGAGGAGAUGGAGUACUAUCGAGACUCGGAGGGCAACCUGGUCGUCGCGCCGGUUGGAAGGAUGAAGCUGCACAAGGCCAUGAUGGAAAACAGGGACUUGGACGAGGAGGAGGAAGGGUCCAGUGAAGAGGAGGGUGAAGGUUCUUCCUCCGGGUCGGGAUCGGAUGACGAUGACAAUGCAGGAAAACCCAGUCAAACCUCUCAUUUGGUUGGAGAUGAUGAUGACGACGACCAAGAUGACGAUGACCUUUUGGACGAUGAUGACGAUGAUGAUGACGAUGACAGUGAGAACAGUGACGACAGCGAUAGUAAAGCUGCUGGCAGUAAGAAGGCUCAAAAACCGUCAAAACAGAAACCGAAAUCUAAGGGAAAGUCGAAGCGGAAAAAGUGA